CGCAUAGUGAAUGACUGACUGAAUGUUUGUUUCAAAUGGAAAAAUUUCAAAGUAGAAUUGAAGAAGUGUGAAAACUGUAAUUCUGUAAAAAAUUAGCGGCCUUUCGCUUCCACGCUAGGCACCCCAUGGAAUUGGAGAGUCACCGGCACACUUGCUUGAAGCUGGAAAUUCCGGGGAGCAGCGAGCAGGAGCCCGGACAUUUCGAACGCAUCUUCGUCAAAGGCACCUGGUUCACUUCUCGCUUCGACCUCUCCAUCAGCAAUGGUCUCGAGGCUUGGAUUUGCAGUGCUUCGGAGGAGGAGGUUCAAGAGAGAGCGUCUCAGUGGGACCAGCCGGUUCCGGAGUACAUCCAAAUGGCGGAGAAGUACUUAGGGUUUCAACAACCCGGUUCGGUUUAUGGGUUCUCUGAUGCCGGUUCUGGCCACAGAAGACUUUCAUGGACAUUUGAGAAAGCAGGAACAAAGCUGGAGUGGCGGUGGAAAUGCCAACCAUCAUCCAACAACAAGAACACUACAGCUGACAUCUUGGACUUUCUCAUGGAUUCCAACAUACAACUGAGUGAGGAAGUUCUCGACAAAACACAGGCAUUCGAGAGGCUACAAUCUGAAGCUGAAAAAUGCUUAGCUCAAAGUGAGAGGCUUGUCAAAGAGAAGGAAGAAUUUGAAAAUGCUUUAUAUGCAAAGUUUGUUGGAGUAUUGAAUUCAAAGAAAGAAAAACUGAGAGAGCUUCGUGAUAGACUUCAAAACAAAACAUCCGGUAAGGGAGCACAAGAGGAAGAUGAUGAAGAAGAAAGGACGAGUGACACUACAGAGACGUUUGACGAGUAUGAAGGUAACGAAGAAAGAAGUGAAGAUGAGGAAGUGAACAUGGAUGCUGCUGGUUCCUCCAAAGAUACUACAGCUAGAGAGGGUCGUCAUUGAAUUGGUAGAAUGUAGAAACAAGCAUUGGACUCUACUUGCAACUAGUAGCUUUCUGUGAUACUACAUAUUCACCAUGUCCAUAAGGCUAUUGUAUCUUUCUUGUAAAGUGUCUAUAUAUAUAAUCCUUCCGUGGCUCCAGCCUAUUAUAAGAUUCUCGCUUUGGUUUGGCUUAUUAAUGGCUGUGGAGUUUCAUGGUUGCGAUUUUAGAUUUA
This is a messenger RNA of Cuscuta europaea, 1132 nucleotides long. The record is from the annotation of a GenBank genome assembly. Lineage: Eukaryota; Viridiplantae; Streptophyta; Magnoliopsida; Solanales; Convolvulaceae.